This is a messenger RNA of Ambispora gerdemannii, 692 nucleotides long. NCBI's taxonomy places the organism in Eukaryota, Fungi, Glomeromycota, Glomeromycetes, Archaeosporales, Ambisporaceae. The record is from the annotation of a GenBank genome assembly.
AUGAGUCCGGAUUUUCGCAUCUUGGAAAAUGACAACAACAACAAUUUUCACCACAACGAACACCAUUCAGAAACAUCAUUUAAGCUAACCCGAAAACUAGGACCUGAAUACAUUUCGUACAGACCAGGACCCGGUAACGUGAGAGUAGCAUACCUUGAAGGAUUCAAAGCAAUUCAGAUUGCAAAUGAGGUAUUCGGAUAUAACAAGUGGUCAAGCAGUAUUGGCUCAAUCGACAUUGAUUUUAUGGAUGAGAAUAAUGGUAGAUAUUCGAUUGGACUCUCGGUGAUUGUGCGAGUGACACUUGCUAAUGGUGCGUAUCACGAAGAUAUUGGAUAUGGGGAUUCGGAAAAUCAAAAAAGCAAAUCAAUGGCAUUUCAACACGCCAAAAAAGAAGCGGUAACUGAUGGACUAAAGAGAGCCUUACGUCAAUUUGGGAAUGUGUUGGGAAACUGUCUUUAUGACAAAAAUUAUAUUAAACAUAUCGGAUCUAUUAAAGCACCAAAUAUACCGAAACUUAAUUCUGACGAUUUAUAUCGAGCUUCAUACGUUACAGCACCAACAACUGUUACUACAAAUACAUCAACGAAUUUGCGACCUGUUACUGCCGUUCCUGAUGCGUCACAGCAAAAACCCAACAUCAAUAAAAAUAUCCCAACACAAUUACCAUCAUCGCAAUCGAAUAAUUAUGCACC